ACAUAACUCCAUUCAGAGCCUCCGAUUAGCUGGUUUUGUCAGUCACUUUUGGACGCUUUUCUCUCAUUUAUGUUCCCUGUAGAUGAACCAGAACCGAAAUGACUGUAAAAACACGUCCGAACAUGAUCUUUGGGGUGUUUUAAAACAUCGUGACACUGUACUGAAACAGUACACUGGAAGCACACUGUGAAAACGUGACAGGGGCACGGUUGUAUAACAAAUGAUUCUGACCAAUCAGAGGCCAGAGUUUUGUUCCUGCAUGUCGUUGUGGGUGGAGAUGUUGAUACACAGAGGACGAGCUGCAGUGUGGACCAGGUGCCCGAUAACAGCUUCUACACAUUGUUUGACGAGUUACUGUGUCAAAUCCGAGGAGGACCAACUCUAAUAAUCGAAAAAGGAGGAGAUAUUUUCGUGUUUCUAUUUUUGUGGAGCUAACGUAAGUGUUCCGUGGGCUUUACGCAGGUCUCGUGUGAUAUACCAACGACACCAAAUAGAGAAAUAUCAUCGUCUGAACUGCUUUUUGGACCUUAUUGUUCUCUAAUGCGCUGAUUUAUACUCUGAUUGCUGUUCGGGGAGAGAUUCCUGCUUUUUGUGUGUAUUUUCUGAAGUCACCUGGUGUCACACAUGUUGCCCCCGCUGCUCAGCUCACAUAACUCCGUGGAUGAAUUCAUGGAGCAAGGCUAGACUGGGAAGAACCAAAAACAUUACCCUACGAAUCCACUGAACAGAGCUGUAAAGGACUGGAACCUACUUCCCCCUCCUUCUAACAUCGCCUGGGACGAAGACACAAGGCAGCUGACAUGGUAGUCAACACGAUCCACUGGUUCAGGAAGGGACUGCGGCUGCACGACAAUCCGUCUCUGAGGGACUCCAUCCGGGGAGCGGAUACCCUGCGAUGCAUCUACAUUCUGGACCCCUGGUUUGCAGGGUCCUCCAACGUGGGCAUCAGCAGAUGGAGGUUUCUGUUGCAUUGUUUGGAGGACUUGGACGCCAGCCUACGCAAACUCAACUCCCGCCUGUUCGUCAUCAGAGGACAGCCCACAGACGUCUUCCCUCGCCUGUUUAAGGAGUGGAAGAUCUCACGUUUAUCUUACGAGUUUGACUCUGAGCCUUUUGGGAAGGAGCGUGACGCCGCCAUCCAAAAACUAGCCAGCGAGGCGGGGGUGGAGGUCAUGGUGCGGAUUUCACACACACUCUAUGAUCUGGUCAAGAUCAUUGAACUAAACGAUGGUCAGUCUCCCGUCACAUACAAGCGCUUCCAGGCUCUCAUCAACCGUAUGGACCCAGUGGAGCCUCCUGCAGAGACGAUCACACUGGACACAAUAAGAAAUUGUGCCACACCCAUCAGUCAUAACCACAAUGAUAAGUUUGGAGUGCCCACCCUGGAGGAGCUCGGUUUUGAGACGGAAGGCCUGAGCCCAGCUGUGUGGCAAGGUGGAGAAACAGAGGCUCUUAUACGGCUGGAGCGACACCUGGAGAAGAAGGCCUGGGUGUCACACUGUGAGCGUCCUCGUAUGAACCCCAGCUCUCUGUUGGCCAGUCCCUCUGAACUCAGCCCCUAUCUGCGCUUUGGAUGUCUCUCCUGUAGACACUUCUACUUCAAACUCACCGACCUGUACCACAAGGUGAAGGAGAGCAACUCUAUCCCUUUUUCCCCGUACGGUCAGCUGCUGUGUAGAGAGUUCUUCUACACAACUGCCACAAACAACCCCUGCUUUGACAAGAUGGAGGGAAACCCUGUGUGUGUUCAGAUCCCCUGGGACAGGAACCCAGAGGCCCUGGCCAAGUGGGCAGAGGGGCGGACGGGCUUCCCCUGGAUCGACGCCAUCAUGACUCAGCUGAGGCAGGAGGGAUGGAUACAUCACUUGGCGAGGCGUGCUGUGGCCUGCUUCCUAACCAGAGGGGACCUGUGGAUCAGCUGGGAGGAGGGCAUGAGGGUGUUCGAGGAGUUGCUCAUUGACGCUGACUGGAGUGGAAACGCCGGCAGCUGGAUGUGGCUCUCCUGCAGCGCGUUCUUCCAGCAGUUCUUCCAGUGCUGCUGUCCUGUGGGGUUUGGACGACGCACGGACCCCAAAGGGGACUACAUACGGCGUUAUCUGCCCGUAUUAAGAGGUUUUCCAGACAAAUACAUCUACGAUCCGUGGAAUGCUCCAGAGGAAGUUCAGAGGGCAGCUAAGUGCAUCAUCGGAGUCCAUUACCCCAAACCCAUGGUGAACCACGCAGAAGCCAGCCGCAUCAACAUCGAGAGGAUGAAACAGAUCUACCAGCAGCUCUCCUGCUACAGAGGACUAGGUCUUCUAGCCACAGUACCUGCUAUCUCCAGUGGCUGUGCAAACAACAGCAACAUCAGAGGACUCAAUGUGGGGAGCAGUCAGAACCUCCAUACACAAGAGGGGCUGUCUCGAUCAGAGAGAGGACACUUGGCACUGAAGCGAAGCCAUGAGGAGGUUCCCCCUGAGACCAGCUGUAAAACCAUGAGGCAUAGCAAAUGACGUGAACUAGACUCAGACGAAGGGUCCCUCAGACAGUCAAUCUGGACUGCAUUGUCUCCUGCAGGACCCUCAGAAUAUGCUCAGCAGUGACUGUAAACUAACACAUGUAACACAGAGGCUGGUGGGACUGGAUCCAGCUGCAACCAUCAGCUGUUUGCUUAAAAGGACAUAAUCAGAUAAGAUGAUUGAACGUCGGACUGGAUGGUCAGCUGCAUCUCCAGAUUAGACUCAUGAAGCAUCUCAGGAACAGAGGAAACACAGAUUCAGCAGAGGGAGGACCCUCUAACACCUGAGGGCUGGACCACCACCAUCUGAAGUCAGAGUUUGUAGUGUCAUGAAUCCAGCUCUCACCACCAUGGUAACUGACUCUGAACUCACAACCUGCACCAAGGUGUGAGCUAAACAUACCCAGGUAACCUUUCUGUCUCCAAUGACCCUGAGAUCACACGAAACAGUCACAUGAUGCUGGUUAUCAACUUCAUAAGUCCACCCAGAGUGUCUAUGAGCGGGCUCACACAAAAAGGGGCGGGGUCAACGGCAUCCAACCAAUCACAGACACAUUUAACUAAGUCAGUGCAAACAAUGAAAUUAAGAGAUAUGAAGUAACUCACACUCCAGACAAAAUCAGCACAGACAAAUUGACAGACACUGAGGUAGCCCCAAAUAGAGUAGACAUGUUUUAUUUGAGCAGGGCCUUGGUUAACAGACAGUUGAUAAGCAGCUCAUGAUUUUCGUUGCCUCAGACGGAGCUUUAGGUUUCGUCAUCUUAUGUUACAAAAGUAAAGUCAAACUCGUUCUGCCUCUGUGUUCAAAAAGCAAAAACAUUUCAUGUAUGAAGUCUUCACAUUGGGAUGUUGUGGUCCUCCUGUUGUCUUCCACUGUAAAAAAGAAAAAAAAAAAAGGAAUGAAAGCACUUAUUACAUUUUAUUAACGCCCUUUACUCCACAUCAGUGAGGUUGGAGAAUAAACUGAACUAAACAUUCUGACAGCUCUGGCCUCCUCUCCUUCAUGUGGAAGUGGAACCAACUGAUGGGAACACCAUCAGGAGGAGUUUUUUUGACCCCCUCCCCUUCUGUGGUGUAUGUAAAGCCCCCGUUCAAACGUAUUUGGUAUCUUUCCUCAUGAACGAGCCCCAAACUGUUUAUAUCAGAAUGUCACUCUGCCAGGAUGAACAUAAAGUGUAGGUCGAUGCUCAGAGAACUUAACGUGACUGUCAGGUUUGUAAUAAAGAAACCUUACAGAGAAUAAAGAUUUGUACAUAUUUAUUGUUUUUGAUUCUCAUCUUUUGUAUAUUUGAUCACAGGGUUUCUCAGCUCCUUUUUUGUAAAGAACAUAUUUACCAAACUCAAAAGACCUACUGUGAAUGCACUCGUUUUUUCCCCCAUGUGAUCGUCAGUCUGUUAUUUUUGUACAAACAAUGACCAAAUUCUAACUAUAUUAAAACUGAAAGAAAACACAAA
Molecule: messenger RNA, 3952 nt
Organism: Notolabrus celidotus (New Zealand spotty)
Lineage: Eukaryota; Metazoa; Chordata; Actinopteri; Labriformes; Labridae
Gene: cry1b
Product: cryptochrome circadian regulator 1b
Exons: 11
Coding region: 801-2492 (563 amino acids)
Biological process (GO): entrainment of circadian clock by photoperiod; circadian regulation of gene expression; negative regulation of DNA-templated transcription
Cellular component (GO): cytoplasm; nucleus
Molecular function (GO): DNA binding; FAD binding
Source: RefSeq, a predicted model, not a curated record